AUGAACGUGAAACUUCGACAACAAUUGGAAACUCUAGAAUUAUAUUAUAAUAAUAAUUAUACCCCAAGACUGGUAGGUUCAUUGUUAUUUUAUUAUCAUAAAUUAAAGUAAAGUUAUACUUUCGAAAUGGAUUUUAUCGAUAUUAUUGCUUCAUUUUUAUUAUUCACAGUUGGAAUAAUUGGGGUAAUAUUGAAUAUUUUGAUAGUUUAUAUUUUCAUUUAUGAAAAAUUCCAUCAAACAUCUUUUAAUCUUAUUUGCACAGCACGGGCUCUAAAUAAUACAAUUGUGUUAACCGGAACUUUUUUAGCCGUAUUUUUUGUGGUAGCUACACUGUGAGUUGGAUAUAAACUAGGAUUUAUUAAACCUCUACAAAUUUCAGCCCCUCUUCCCCAUAUCCAGAGUGGUUUGAAUUUUUUCUGGAUAUCUUUCGGAAUAAACUUAUAUCUUAUAAAUGAAUACACUUCAGUUAUUAUUUCCCUAAACCGUUUCAUUGCUCUUUUCGCUCCAACUUAUUAUGAUAAAUUCUGUGGAAUGAAAAUCACAACGUUUAUUUUAUUUUGUUUGUAUAUUUAUCGUAUUAUAGCAACUGCGAGCGAUUUGAUAAGUUAUAUACGUGAGUUCCAUGAGUAAUCGAAAAUUGAAUGUAUUUUUUUCUUGAUUUUCAGCACUCGAAUGUUAUUUAGUAUUCAGUAAAGAUCAUUUAUCAUAUACUCUUAUUUAUAAUCAGCCUUGUUCAGAUGGCGAAGUGAAUGAUUCAGGAAUAUCAAAUAUUCUUUAUCUGGUUAUAUUUUUCUUCAUACUUGUGGUAAUUAUGAAUACUGCUACAUUCUUAAAAAUAGCUGUUUUACUUUUUGUAAGUGAAAAACCAUUCUAGAGUUUGUUUAUAAAAAUGCAUCAUUUCAGAAUAGUAAAAACAUGGACACACAUUCGAAAACUCGCAUGAAACAGAAUGCUGUUUUAUUUUUACAAACACUUUUUCAAGAUGCUUUAGUGCUUAUUGACAUGAUCUUCACAUUUAAGUUAAGGUAAGUUCAGCAUUAUAUUUCUUGCUUCACAAAAACACAAAUUAUAGUUCGGAAAAUGACACAAAACUCUGGUCGUUUAUAAAUGCAAUUCUAGUUUGGGAAUUGAUUCAUACUUUUGACGGGUGAGAUGAUAAAAAUCACUUUUUUUAAUUUGAAAAAAAUGAAAAUUUCAGAAUAAUAAUGAUUUUAUUCAACGAAAGAAUAUCUGUGAUUAAAAAACGACUAUUUUCAAAAAAUGCCGUAGCUUCUUUGAUGGUCCCUUCAAGAUCAGAUAUUUCACGGAAAUAA
This is a messenger RNA of Caenorhabditis angaria, 1313 nucleotides long. The record is from the annotation of a GenBank genome assembly. NCBI's taxonomy places the organism in Eukaryota, Metazoa, Nematoda, Chromadorea, Rhabditida, Rhabditidae.